Molecule: messenger RNA, 3714 nt
Organism: Daphnia magna
Lineage: Eukaryota; Metazoa; Arthropoda; Branchiopoda; Diplostraca; Daphniidae
Product: insulin-like growth factor-binding protein complex acid labile subunit
Exons: 6
Coding region: 385-2532 (715 amino acids)
Molecular function (GO): protein binding
Source: RefSeq, a predicted model, not a curated record
UGAACAGUUCAGUAGCAGACGCACCAUCGUCCGAGUCAGUCGUAUUGCUCCGCGGACCCGCGCUAUACCAUCUCGUUCUAUAUAGCCGAAACAUUUGAAGUUGUUUCUAUUUUUAUUUUUAUUUAUAUUUAUUUUUGCAUCCAUCCAAAAAAAGUUGUGGUGAAGGUGAAAAUACACUCGCAGAAAUCGCAGACGAAAGAGAAAACUCGUUCGUACUUUCAUUUCGUCAAUGAACCAGUUGUAUUAUAGUGUACCGACAUGAUAACAGUGCUCACGUUAUUGUGAUCUUUCGUGCACACCUUUUUUUUGUUUUGUUUUUUUUCGGAAUUUUAUCGUCACACUUCAAUAUUCUAGGCUGCAUCUCAACGACUUCAGGCUUCAACCAUGGUUGCUUCGGGACUUUACCUGCGGCUGUUUGUCAUUAACACCGUGAUGACAGGUUUCUUCUUUACGGUCGGCUCCAUCGAGCUGUCAAUGUCAAAUAGCGUUGGCGAAGCGUUCAACUGUCCCGCAGAAGUGUGUCGAUGCGGACUCGACCCCCGCGGCCGUGUUAAAGUCGUGUGUGACAGAGGCGAUCUGGGAGACCCCAUCCCCAUAAGAGCCAUGGAUCCUCUGACCGAGGUGCUAAUUAUAGCAGCACCCGAUGACAAGCCGAACUCGUUAACGAUCGGUCCCAUCUUCCAGAGUCUAGCAAAAUUAGAGCAGCUGAAAAUCACCAAUUCGUUCGUACCGGCUAUUGGCAAACAUUCGUUCUGGGGUCUUCGGUCGCUCAGGACGCUCGACCUAUCGCUGAACAAUAUAUCAGCACUGGUAGAGUCCAAUUUUCGGGGCCUCAUCACUUUAGAGGAUCUACUCCUGGAUGGUAACAUCAUAGAUUCCAUUCCUUCGGCGGCAUUCCGCCAUCUUCCGGCCUUGAAACGCCUCUCGCUGGCGCGCAACCAUCUCUCGGAAUUCGUGCCGCGCCUCUUCUACGGACUUCAUCGACUGGAAGAGCUCGAGUUGAGUGACAAUCCGUUGCAAGAACUGGAACCCGAAGUAUUCCGCGACGUCCGCCUCCUGCGCACUUUGCGCUGUCGUCGAUGCCGUUUGACGUACAUCAAUCCGCUGCUUCUGCACUUGCUCCCCGACAUCGUCACGCUCGAUUUGGGCGAAAACGGCUUUCAUUAUCUCGACAAAAAUGCCUUCGGAGAUCUUCCCAAACUUCGGCAUCUUUACUUGGACGGCAAUCAGGUGACGGUGCUCACCAGCGGCGUAUUAACAGGCCAUAACCUCACGACAUUAUCGCUGGCGCGGAAUAGGAUGAUGACGGUAGAUCCCGCCGCCUUCGUCAAUGUCAGCGUCACCGAACUGGAUCUGUCUAGCAACCGCCUCCAGAGUUUGGACCCUUUCGUCUUUUUGCCACUCAAUCAGUCCCUUCGUCGGCUUAAAAUUGGAGCCAAUCCGCUUCAGGUCUCUCACCUCUGGUCGUCGAUUCUCAGUCCGCGAGUGCAACUCAAUCUGAGCGAGCUUGACGUAGCAGAUAUUCCCAUCGGCCGCGAUCAGCACUUCCAAACGGAUCUCUUCUCCUUCCAUCAUGGAAUCAAAAGCCUGAAUCUCUCCGGCACCGCUUUUAAUUACUUGCCAGUCGAGGUUAUACGAUCACUACCGUCCCUGCGUCAGCUGGAUUUGUCCUUCAACAAACUGUCGAGUCUCACGGAUCUAUCCCUUAGCGCCCUAUCGGCUCUGCAGGGCUUACGGCGCAUUUACUUACACGGCAAUCCAUGGUAUUGCGACGCUUGCGUCAUUGGCCCAAUGCUAAAAUGGUUGGACAUUUCACCGGCCAGUCGUCACAUUAAAGACGGUUGCAGAGGACUUAAGACGAACGCCGGCAACUUAACGGCCGACUAUAUCAACGAUGACGGAGCUCAGCCAUGUCCAGUUUGUCAAGAUCCGCCCUCCGUGGCCGGAGUUGAAUUGCCUCGACUGGACCACGUCAAUCUACCCACUUGCAACUAUCCUCCAAUGCUAAUCGAUUCGCAAGGUUUGCCCAGCAAACCGGCCACAGCUGCCGGUGCAACUUUGACGCCAAUGGGACGCUUUGUUAUCUUCCUGGAAAAUCCACUCUAUCUGGCACUUGUUUGUGGCGUCGCAGUGCUUUUAGUGGCAGCCGUGUGCGCCGCCUUGGCCAUCGUGUCACGUCACGCGGCUUCUUACUACACCAACGAGGGAAAACGUAGCAAAACUGGCCAACCGGUUGACCCGGCAGUGAGUGACGAGAGCGAAGGCCUAUUCCCUUUGACUGCAAGAGUUGGGCACAGAGGACGCAUUCUGAAAGUAGAAAAGAAGGCGACCGAGCAGCGAAUGGACGCCAUUGAGAAUGAAAGCCAACUGCUCAGCAAAAAUAACAACGGUAGAAUAAAAGACGAAACGGCUGAACAAGUAUCACCAUCGUCAGCAAGGACCAACGGCGUCGUUGCCAUCACAGUAACGAGUCGUGGCGUCCACUGUCCGGCAUACCCGCCCGUUGAACAGCCCGAACGCUCACUGUUUUGAAGACGGAAUCGCAUUUCAUUCCUUUUUCGUUGUACAGCAAGAUCGACUCAUUAAAUAAUUGUCACCCAACUGUAAAACACCAAUUCAAUCUCAUGGAAAAAUAUUUGAAAGAAAACAAAAAAAAAAAACCCUUGCCUUUUGGAAUGAAUGGCUGAUGUGCAAAUGAUGUGUGAUUCAGGCGAUGAUUGUCGGUCGAUAGUGUUUUACCACGGGGACUGUUCUAGUGCCUUUGGGAGAUCAUCUUGUUUUUCUUCUAAAUCUUUGACUCGACUUGGCAAAGCGUGCGAAUUUCGAUUCAGAGGAAAAGCACAGCUCUAAAUUGUUUGAUAACAAGCGCGUUGAUCAUCUAUUCCCUCCUCAUCAAUCAACUAUUCACUUCACCUUCAUCAUGACGUUUCACCAAUGCAAAGUGACGAGAUUUCCCACAAGUGCAGCAUGUCAAGUAAGCCGGGCCGUGCGAAAAUGAAACGAUAGUUUGUAGUAGUUCGUUUUGAUACGUUUCGUGUCUACGUGACUGAAUUGUGGAUGCAGAACGACAUGCCAUUUGUAUUUCACGAUGUUUCGAAGGGGGAAAAAAUACCUGCGUCUUCUAUAUUUCUGUUUCUUUGAAGCAAAUCGACGUGGCAUUGAUUUUGAGUGUCAAGUAUACGUACACACGUCAGAACCGCAAUCGGGUGAACUACAAAGUUUCCAAACAAUACAGUGCGUAAUAUACGUUCACACAUAUAAAACGGUGCCUUCUAUAUCUAGAGAGCACAGUGUUCAUGAUGCGGAAGAAUUUGUUCCAUGACGUGCGUUUGUCUUUUUUUUGUGUGUGUACCGGUUUCAAUUUUGUGUGUGUGUCCUGUUCAUAUAUAUAGUUUCUAUUGGCAUCGUCUCAUAUAAAGUCUUAGACACACAAUCUCGUGAUUCGUGGCACGUAGAACUGUAAAGGCAGCAUGCACGAACAGAUUCGCUCUAUCCGUUUGAAAGAACAAACAAAACAAAACAAUUUCGUUAUGUGUCCCGCAAUAUACUUAACAUCCUUUAAAAAACGGAAUAGUACCGAGGUGAAUCUGCAUUUUGGUACGAUUAUAAAUGUCAUACAGCAUACGUUUAUACAAACAUAUGAUUAUAAUGGAAAAUUCUAAAUAUCUUAUAUUGUUGUCAACAUGUCAAGUGAAAAUACAUCGUUCAAAUGAA